GCACAGGCCUCCUCUCAUUUCUGAGAGGGUUUUAGGGCAAGGAAGUGUCCGCCGCGCUGCCCACUGCGUGUUGGCGGAAUGACUAUGGCAAUAUCCCCCCCAUAAUGAAGGUUAAGAAGAGACGGCCCCCAGUCCCCGGCGGUCCCGCUAUUACUGGCUACGGUGGCGACCAUGGUAAUGGUGGGGCAGGGGGUGCUAAGAAUCUCCGGUGGUGAUUCGAUUGCCACCUACGGCGACUAGACCUGGCAACAUACAACGCACGCUCCCUAAUGACUGACGAGAAAUCUUGGAGCUGGAAGAAGAGAUAGACAAGUUACGCUGGCAUAUUAUAGGAUUAUCUGAGGCCCGAAGAGAGGGGGAGGACACGGUAAUCCUGGAAUUGGGCAACUUAUUGUAUCACCGGGAGGCCGACCAUCUGUUCCAAGGAGGUGUCGGAUUUAUCGUCCACAAGUCUCUCGUUAACAACGUUAUAAUUAUUGUGAGUGUGUCGACAAGGGUUGCGUACCUUAUACUCAGAAUCACCAAACGGUAUUCGCUGAAGGUCAUACAGGUUUACGCACCAACCUCGGCAGAUCCCGAUGAGGAGGUGGAGGAAAUCUAUGAGGAUAUCUCUAGAGCCAUGCAUUCCUCCAAAACCCAAUAUACGGUAUUAAUGGGAGACUUCAAUGCAAGACUAGGCACAAGAGAGAAUGGUGAGCUGAAAGUAGGGAAAUUUGGAAUAGGGCAACGGAACUCAAGGGGCCAGCAGCUGACCGAUUUCAUGGAGAAAGAGGGACUCUUUAUGAUGAACUCUUUCUUCCAGAAGCGGCCCCACAGGAAGUGGACCUGGUCGAGCCCCGACGGUUCGACAAAAAAUGAGAUUGACUUCAUUAUGACGACCAGACGACUGUCUGGACUUGACGAUUUCCAGAUUCCCGAACAAGCCGGUUUCCGAAAAGGCUUUAGUACCAUAGAUCACAUACAUACCCUUCGGCAAAUUGUACAGAAGUCCGAAGAGUACAAUUUGCCACUAUGUCUGGCGUAUGUGGACUAUGAGAAAGCCUUUGAUUCCGUCGAAAUUUGGACGGUGCUACAGUCCCUACAGCGGUGCCAAGUUGACUGUCAGUAUAUCGAAGUGCUGAAGUACUUGUAAAGUACGGCUACGAUGGCUAUCCGAGUACAGGAAUCAGAAUACGAAACCUAUCCAACUGCAGAGAGGUAUAAGACAGGGUGACGUUAUAUCCCCGAAAUUCUUCACCGCUGCAUUGGAAGAUGUUUUGAAGCUACUGGACUGGAAUGGAUACGGUGUUAACAUUAAAUACUCGCCAUUGAUGUUCUCUCACCUUCGAUUUGCCGACGAUAUAGUCCUUAUGGCGGAAUUGCUGGAAGACCUAAGCACUAUGCUCUAUGAUCUAAAUAGUGUCUAACGGAUAGAUUUUAAGAUGAACAUGGACAAAACAAAGAUCAUGUUUAAUGUCCAUGUCACAUCUAUGCCGGUAGUCGUUGGGAGCACUAAGCUCGCGGUUGUUGACGAGUUUAUUUACUUGGGACAAAUAGUCCGACUAGGUAAGUCCAACUUCGACUCUCGGUCAAUCGACGGAUUCAACUCGGCUGGGCAGCGUUCUCAUCAGGCAUACCUCAAAACCUGAAAACGAGAUUGUACAAUCAGUGCGUGUUGCCAGUGAUGAUUUAUGAAUCUGAGACGUGGUCCUUCACUGCUGGCCGUAUGAGGACGCUGUAGGUCGCUCAGCGAGCUAUGAAGAGGGCUAUGCUCGGGGUUUCUUUGCUUGAUAAACUUAGAAAUGAGGAUAUUCGCAGUAGAACCAGAGUGACCGACGUAACCCAACGGAUUAGUAGGCUGAAGUGGCAAUGGGCUGAUCAUAUAGCUCGAAGAACUGACAACUGAUGGGGAAAAAAGGUUCUCGAGUGGCAGCCUCAUACCGGUAGGUGAAGUGUAGGGCGACCCUCCACUAGAUGGAGUGACGACCUGGUAAGACAUGCAGGAAGUGUGGCUCAGGACCGUGCUUUGUGGCAUUCCUUGGGGGAGCCUAUGUUCAGCAGUGGACUUGUGAUGGGCUGUAAUGAUGAUGAUGAUGAGAUUCCAUCUUAGUCCUUAGUGGUGACAACGCAUCUGCAUUUUGAUUUGUAUAUCUAUGGGCCAUACUAUCCUCUUACCAUCAGGUGGACUGUGAGCUUGUUUAUCAAUCCACGUCUGCGAUCAUCAUUUCGCCAGCGAUGCGUAAAGAUUAUGGCAAAUUUUCGCCACAAAGGAAGAGGCCGGUAAAAAUCCACUUCUGGAUUCAUGUCCAGGAUUUUUACGGGCUUACGAUCAUGAAGAAGUAUAAAGAAUUGCUUUUAAAUCUUAGAAGUAAAGCACAUUUUAUUUACAGUUUUUAAACCGCGGCCAUCUUGCAGCCCGUGCUGAUUUCAUACUUCGCGCACCGCAGAAAGCAUCUUUCCACUACAUAAAUGCGGCACCGCAAUGGAUGCGUGGGAAUGCCGGGGAUUGGGCUGCGUUGGAAGAAGCACUCCGUCGCCGCAUCUCAAAAUACGGCACCAGCGUGAAAGUGAUCACCGGCACUCAUGGGGUCUGCACGCUGCCUGACAACCAGGGAAUACAGAAGCAGUUGUUCUUGGGCAUCGACGAAAACAACAACUACGUGAUUCCUGUGCCACUUUAUUUUUAUAAGUUAGUUUACGACCCGCAUAAGAAGAGAGCGGCGGCUUUCAUAUCAAUCAAUUCCUCGUACUACAAUAGCACUAUGAUCGAAAAGCUGACGUUCUGCAGCGACGUCUGCGACGGAAACAAGAAGUACUCGUGGCUAAGAUGGCGAUCUAACGACGGCACGCACAGUUUCUGUUGUAACUACGAAGAAUUUUCAAAAUAUAUUGACUACUUACCCAAACUUGAUGUCAAAAAGUUAUUUUACUAGAUUGUGAUAUUAAAAAGUAUAUCGUCUGCAUAAUCAUAUGUGGAGAUCUGUAAACCUUGUAAAUAAAACAAAUUUCCAGUCCAAUACAUUUAUUCAACUAUCUAACAUAAUGUAUAAAUUAUUUAAAUAAAAUAUACUUAAUCUAAAGUCUUCACAUUUGAGAUUACAUUUAUUUUUAUUUUCCUGUACAAAUUAAAAAUUUC
Messenger RNA from Parnassius mnemosyne (clouded apollo), 3115 nucleotides. Lineage: Eukaryota; Metazoa; Arthropoda; Insecta; Lepidoptera; Papilionidae. The record is from the annotation of a GenBank genome assembly.